UUCUCAUCUGCAGCCCUACCCACCCCUUCACCGAGAACUUGCUUUUUUCGCUACUUUGUUGAGCGGUGUUGAAUGAGGACCAAAUUGCACUGUGUAACAUCAAUUAAGGAAUAAAAGACAGACGCGUCUGGAAAAGUCACCCGAGCAAACAUCUUUCAACCAUCGGUCCUACACCACUUCUGGCCUUUAAAUUAACUACUACGCCACUGUGUAAAAAUGACAGCAAAGCACCGAGGGAAGAAGAACAAACACAAUCACGAAGAUUUUAACAAUUUUAAUCAUGAAUCUUCGGAACCGGAGGCGCGAGGUGGAAACCAGUAUGCACUUUUGUUCAUUUUAUUCCUUCUGAUUGUGGUCGGAGGUGCAACGGCGACAUGGUUCUGUUUCCAGCAACACCAAAGUAUAACCUACUUAGCAGACAACCUCAUGGGCAUGCAGAUGAAGAUAGUGAAGCUUCAGUCCUUCCAGGAAGAAAUUCUACAGACAAAUGAAAAGCAGCUCAGUACCGACGGCUUCGAGCAUCGCCUCAACACCCUGGAAGAGUCAUACGCACUGGCCCAGAAGCAGGUAGGCAUGGCCCUGGCCAUGGCUGAACAACUGAAGACCUCAGACCUGCCCACCCAAGUCCUCUCUCUACACACAGAGAUGACGGCCCGGCUGGCAGAGAUGCAGCUGGGCACAGUGUCCGCUGAUCAGCUGACCCAGCUGCAGGCAAUGCUGAAAGGGAAGAGCGAGGAGUUUGAGGCUGUCCGGCUGCAGGUGGAGGGCCUGGAAGGGUUGAGCACAGAGCUGGCCCAGAACGUGGAGGGCCUGACAGGGAGCCUGGCAGAGGCUGAGUCCAAGCUGGAGGAGAGGGCAGGGCUGGUGGGCACACUGAGCGCCACAUUGGAGGGCCAGGCAUCAGAGCUCCUGGGGCUGAAGGAACAUCUCGCUGCCAACCAGGCUCAACUAGAGGCCAGUACAGCGGAGAUUGCAAGUGUCAAGGAGCUGAUGGAGACGGGGCAGUUUCAGAGGGCCCAGCAGGCCAGUGUGGAGGAGAAGCUGGUGACUGUAGAACAGAGUCUGCAGGAGCAGAACUCAGCGGCCCACAGUCUGCACUCUGAGGUCCGCGCUCAGCUGGAGGCCGCGCAGAAACAGGUCGCCCAGGUACAUCAGGACCAGUCACAGCUGGAAGGAGGGGUUCAAGCAGAUGAGCCCUCAGAGGAGGUGGAGGAGACUGUUCCGGCUGCUGCUGAGGAGGUGGAAGAGGCUGCUCCUACAGAAGAGGAGCAGGCUGCUGAGGAGGUGGUGGUGGAGGAGGAGGAGGCAGCUCACUUAGAUGGGGAGCCUGUUGAACAGGAGGACUCUGCUGUCCCAGAGGAACAGACUGCUCCUGCAGAGAAGGAGGAGGAGGAGAUGGUGGAAGAGCAGGAGGACUUGGCAGAGGCAGCACCGGAGGAGGUGCGGGCAGAAGAGAAUGUAGAAGAGCAGGCCGAAGAGGAGGAUUCUGAAGCGGAGGAGAAGCAGGCCGUGGAGGAAGAAGGGGAACAACCAGAAGAAGAUGGGGCCUCUCCUGAGGAGGAAUUGUGAAUGUAAGCAGCAAGGAAAAUCUUCUACAACCACCAAACUCACAGAGGAUAAUCAACACGUUCAGUCUGCAUCAUGACAAAUGGGAAGGCAUUGCCGAUGUUGAGGUGCAAUAAACAUUUACUUUUUCUUUCCAAGGGGAAAAAUCAGGUCGAUAGGAUUUACACAACUCUCUAGAAUCAGUAUUGUUACAUCAAUUAAUGUGUGUAUGAGAGGGCUAACUGGUCAGGCGAUGGUUAAUAAUAUUCAGGACUCACCUGUCAAUAUCAACCUCAAAGCCUUAAUCUAUUUUAACAACACAUCUCUUUCUAUAGAUUAUUUUACAUACACCAAUGUCACACUUUUUCUGCAAGCUCAGUUGAAACCGUCUGCGUUCAAAGUGACAAGGAGAACUAACUAAAAAGCCAAUAGAAAAACAGUAAUUCACUCUCACAGUCACACACAAUCAAACAAAGCCAUAAAAACAUACCCAUCUUGUUGAUAUGAACAUGGCUUUCCUUUUGUCAUUGUCUGAAAUGUCUUGUUGGGAUUUUCACUGGAAUAAGGGAUACGGAACAAGAGUUGGUGAACGACAGUUACUGUAUCCUAUUUGUUUACACAGGAAUAAACAGCCUACUAAAGGAAUAGCAUGGGGGUAGCAAGGGCCAUAUCUAUGAAAUGCUAACAUUUUCAUGCAGUUUUACUAAAGAUUGUUAGUCUAGUUGUUUUUUUACUGACAGUUUUCUUUUGACUUUUGUCUGUACACAAUGUGCACUGUUACUGCCCAGGCAUUGGGUAAUUAUGUCUCUCACAACGUACCACUCAUCUCAGAUCUCUGAUGUAUCUUUUAUAAAAUAAACCCUGGUUUAUCCUCCGUAAAUUUUUUUAUACUGA
Coregonus clupeaformis (lake whitefish) is the source of this 2439-nucleotide messenger RNA. Its product is annotated as neurofilament light polypeptide-like. The coding region runs from base 217 to 1569 and encodes 450 amino acids. NCBI's taxonomy places the organism in Eukaryota, Metazoa, Chordata, Actinopteri, Salmoniformes, Salmonidae. The transcript is spliced from 6 exons. The record is from RefSeq and is a predicted model, not a curated record.